AUGUUUGUUGAAUUGGUUUCGUAUGUGGUUGCAUGUAUUUCUGCAUUAUUGGCGGUUGCUUUUUUUACAUUAUUGGAGCGAAAAGGAUUAAGAUAUUUUCAGUUACGUAAAGGUCCUAAUAAAGUAGGUUUAAUAGGAUUACCUCAACCUUUAUCAGAUGCAAUUAAAUUAUUUAGAAAAGAGUAUAUUAAGCCUACCUUAGUUAAUUAUUUUCCCUUUUUAGUUUGUCCAUUUUUAAGUUUAUUUUUUGCUUUAUUUUUGUGAAUAUUAUAUAAUGGAUAUUUUUUUGUAAGGAUGGGGGGGAUAAGUAUGAUGAUGUUUUUAUGUAUUUCUAGUAUUGGUGUUUAUUGUGUUAUGGGUGCCGGUUGAUUUUCCAAUUCUAAGUAUGCUUUAUUAGGGUCUGUGCGUGCAGUUGCUCAAAGAAUUUCUUAUGAGGUUAGGAUAUCUUUAAUUUUAAUGAGUUGUUUGUUGUUGGUGGGAAGUAUUAGUUUAGUAAAUUUAUUAAAAUAUCAGUAUAUUUGUUGAAUUUUUUUUGUUAAUUUUUUUAUAUUUAUAAUGUGGGUUGUGUCGAUAAUUGCGGAGACUCAUCGAGCUCCUUUUGAUUUUGCUGAAGGGGAGUCAGAGUUAGUUUCAGGUUUUAAUGUUGAGUAUGGAGGAGUAGGAUUUGCUUUGCUAUUUAUAGCUGAGUAUAGUAAUAUUUUAUUUAUGAGGUUUUUAUGUGGAGUGUUAUUUUUUGGAGGAGGAUUUUUAAGCGUUUCUAUUGGGUUUUCUAUAUCAUUAAUUGUAGGAUUGUUAAGAUUUUUAUUUAUUUGAGUUCGUGCGAGUUAUCCUCGAUAUCGUUAUGAUUUAUUGAUAUAUCUAAUUUGGAAGAGGUAUUUACCAUGUGUAUUAAUAAUUUUAAUCUUUGUUGGAGUGUUUAGUAAAAUAAUGUUUUAUUUAUAA
Messenger RNA from Octopus sinensis (East Asian common octopus), 942 nucleotides. The record is from the annotation of a RefSeq genome assembly. NCBI's taxonomy places the organism in Eukaryota, Metazoa, Mollusca, Cephalopoda, Octopoda, Octopodidae.